AUCGUAUUGUGUGACGCCAACUGCCAAGGCGUUGAAAACAGUAUUCGACCGAGUGUCAACGAUAAUAAUAAAUGAGGCGAUGGACGAGUUCAUAGUGACGCGAAGUGCGACUUUGAAAAGGAAUGCCAACAAGGAUUUUAUUUCUGUGUCAUACACGGCGCCAAAGAAGAAUCGCAAGUCAAGUGAGGUUAAACCGAACACAGACAAACGUGCUAAGAAUGAUCUGAAUGUAGUCGUUCCGACGAAUAAUGCGAAGGGGACCCGUCAAAGUGAUGUCAAACGGCAACAAGACAUACAGAUGAAAAGGGCAAGGUUUGAUGUAAUCAAAUUUGGAAUGUCUGGUUUCGAUGGAGCAAAGGGAGAAGAGGCAAAAAUAGCUCUGGCGGUGAAACUGGGUGCUAAGCCACCAAAAAAGAAGGGAAAGAACUAUAAGGAACUGAAGCUAGAGAGGCAAAAAUUAAAGGAACGAGCACAGAAAGAGGAGCACAUGUCAGGACUUGGGAAGAAUGUGGCUAAACAACGUUUCGUUAAGAAAUCUAGAAGACGGGAUGGUCUUUUGAACAGUUACGGAGUAGUUACAAAGACUCGAGCCACCAUCACAAAUAACAAAAGACAUUUUUAAGAAAUCGGUUCAUGUUAUUGUUGUCUUGUUUUUUUUAUUGUUUCAUUACAUCGUUCAUUGCUAUUUCUAACAAAUAUAGUAUCACGUGUAUACUAUUUCAAGUACAACGAGUAAUAAAAUAAUAUUUUAAUCUGGUUA
Messenger RNA from Diprion similis, 760 nucleotides. RefSeq lists its product as uncharacterized. The coding region runs from base 80 to 622 and encodes 180 amino acids. The transcript has a single exon. NCBI's taxonomy places the organism in Eukaryota, Metazoa, Arthropoda, Insecta, Hymenoptera, Diprionidae. The record is from RefSeq and is a predicted model, not a curated record.